Molecule: messenger RNA, 2577 nt
Organism: Capsicum annuum
Lineage: Eukaryota; Viridiplantae; Streptophyta; Magnoliopsida; Solanales; Solanaceae
Product: endo-1,4-beta-xylanase 5-like
Exons: 7
Coding region: 1193-2518 (441 amino acids)
Biological process (GO): carbohydrate metabolic process
Molecular function (GO): hydrolase activity, hydrolyzing O-glycosyl compounds
Source: RefSeq, a predicted model, not a curated record
UUAUCUGUCUUCUUUUUUUCUUUUUAGUAAAAGAAGAAUCAUCAGUCAAAUAUCAUAAGAUGAUUUAUAGUCGUACAAUUUUUCAGAUCAUAAAAAAAUUGUUCAUUAUUAUUAUGUUUUAAAAAAUAAGAAAUUAAAUUCAGAUCGAACACCAUUACAUAACUGAGACAGAUGAAUUGCAUCAAACUAAAGACCUUUUACUUUAGUGAUCAUAAAGUAAGAAAUUUCCGACCUAGUGUUCUUUUUCUAUAAUGUAAACAAAAAAAAUCUAAGUAAAAAAGAUACUAGUAAACUGAUCAAUAAAAGAAAAAGUUAACCACUCAAAUAUUGUGAUUACUAUUGUAUUUCUUGCAUCAUAAACUACAGGCUUCUUUUCAUUUCUUUACUUCUGUAUUCUGGCAUAUUUUAUGCAAAGAAAUGAAAACAAUUAGGUAAAUAGAGUACUAUAAAUGUUAGAAAUAAAGUCAAAAAAUUGCAUAGUCCAAGGAACAAUUUCCUAAAACAUUCCAAAAUUAUAUUAUAUUAUAUUAUGCUGAUAAAAAAAGGACUUCAAUGGAAUCAUGUGAUUGGUCACGGAGAUAUUUAGAAUUCAGGCAUAAUUUUGGAUGUCCCAUAUAUCCUGUGUUGCAUAAGUUUAUUAUAUGAAUUUAAUUUUCUGUUAUACAUUGAGACAAUUUUAUUUAUUGAUUCAGCAAAGUGUUUGUGAGAAAAAUGAACUUUCAAUCUUUGUUUUGCCUCUUUGGAUUCUUUCUCAGCAUAGUUCCCUGCUUUGUUACUUAUGGUAUGGGCAUAAAUAAAGUUUGUUUUUCAUUUCAUAUAUUUGUAUUUUGAUUUUGAGUACUCUUUUCAUUUCAUUUCAUAUAAUUAAACAAAGCAUUGUUUAAUUAACAUGUAUGUUUGUAACUAUAACUGAAAGCUAAACUUAUUUAUGAUGCAGAGGAACUUAUUUAUGAUCACUCUGCAUAUACUGAGUGUAAAUCAGUGCCAGAAGACGCGCUUUACAAUGGUGGGAUAAUGAAGGAUUACUGGACAAACAAAACUCAAAGUCGUUCGAUCUAAAACUAAUUCCUAUAACUUGGUCUUCAAUGAUCUCUCUGGCGAUACCAUCUACAGCUUCUCCAGUUGGGUGCAGAUAUUUGAUGCAGAUUCAGCCGUGAUAAAGGUAACCUUAAAAACAGCGAAUGGAACAUAUAUGUGUGUAGGAAAUGUCAUUGCUAGGCUUGGUUGCUGGUCAUUUUUAAAGGGUGGAUUUAUUCUUGAUUGUCCUUCCUCAUAUGCUCAACUUUAUUUCCAGAGAUCAGAUGGGGCAACACUAAAUAUCUUGAUUUCUAGUGUUUCGUUGCAGCCAUUUACUUAUCGGCAAUGGAGAAAAAACCAACAAGACAUGAUCGAUAAAGAAAGAAAAUGCACGGCGACUAUACACAUAUCAAAUGUGCAAGGAGAGCGAAUGCCACGGGCAUCAAUCAUAGUAAAGCAAGUUUCGAGAGAUUUUCCACUUGGUUCUGCCAUAUCAAAGGCAAUUCUUGGAAAUCCAACAUAUCAGAAAUGGUUUAAAGAGAGGUUCAAUACUGCGGCAUUUGAGGAUGAACUCAAGUGGUAUUCAACAGAACCCCAACAAGGAAAAGUGAACUAUACCGUACCUGAUCAAAUGCUGGAAUUCACACGAGCGAACCAAAUCAUUACCAGAGGCCACAACAUAUUCUGGGAGGAUCCGAAAUACAAUCCUUGGUGGGUUCGAAAUCUAACUGGUCCAGACCUUAAAUCAGCUGUUAACAACAGGAUAAAAAGUUUGUUGAACAAAUACAAGAAUGAAUUUAUUCAUUGGGACGUCAGCAACGAAAUGCUUCACUAUGAUUUCUAUGAACAAAGACUUGGUACCAACACGAGUCUUGAGUUUUUCCAAACAGCACAACAGUUAGACCCCUUAGCCAAAUUGUUUAUGAAUGACUAUAAUGUCGUAGAAACUUGCAAUGACAUGACAUCGACAGUUGAUUCCUAUAUUUCCAAGUUGAGAGAUUUAGAACAAGGUGGAAUAUUCAUGGAUGGAAUUGGCCUAGAGGGACACUUUACAGUACCAAAUCCUCCACUCAUCAGAGCAGUGUUAGACAAAUUGGCUACACUUGAACUUCCUAUAUGGCUUACGGAAGUCGAUAUCAGCAAGAAUCUUGACAAAGAAACUCAGGCUAGAUAUCUAGAGAUGGUAUUGAGAGAGGGAUUUUCACAUCCAGGUGUUAAUGGAAUCAUGCUUUGGACAGCAUUACAUCCUGAUGGAUGUUAUCAAAUGUGUUUGACAGAUAACAAUUUUGAUAACCUUCCUACUGGAGACAUAGUUGAUAAUUUGCUCAAAGAAUGGCAAACUAGGGUGGUGCAUGGUGAAACUGAUGAACAUGGUACAUUUAGCUUUUCUGGUUUUUUAGGUGAGUACAAGGCUACUGUCAAAUUUGGAAACAGAACAGCUAAUUCAAUAUUCACACUUUACAGAGGUGAUGAAACCAGGCACAUAUAUGUUCACUUGUAAUGGCGUUACUCAGAUGUCAGUUUACACACACUUUAACUAUUUCAACAAUGAUAUUCUUU